GGCACAGGCUGGGCCCAGAAGCCUCCCUAGCCUGGCACAGGGCAGACAGGUGGAAGAGAAGGGUCCUGCCCUGGAGACCCAGGGAUUUGGACUGGCUCGUCCUAAGGCAGGAGAUGGGAGAAGAUGAUACAUGGAAGGCCCAAGAGGCCCUGGGCACAGCUCCUCCUCCCAGACAGGCAACUGUCCCACACAAACACUCCUCCACAGCACCCUAGCCAGGAAAAAGGAGAAAUGGGCUGGGGCCAAUGUUAGCUGUCCCUACCCCAGGUCAUCCAAGGGCAAGGGGCCAGCUUCCAUCCUGCCACACCCCUGUCUCCAUUCCUUAUACCUGCGCACUAUGAUUACAUAACCUCCUCGUUGAUUUGCAUGUGUAGACCUACAGAUUAUUAAGCACUUUCUGUAUUUCAUGGGCUUACAUUCAUAAUCUCCCUUAGUUCUGACAACAAAAGUAUGAUUCCCAUUGUACAGAUAGGGAAACUCAGCCCACAGAGGCUGAAGUGCCCGUCACUAUUUGUUAGGAUAGGAAGGAACCUCAGGAAGGUCUGGUGGCCCCACUGACACUUUCACCCAUGUCUCAGGGAGGGAGGAGGGGCAUGGGCUAUCAACUUACCUUUGUGACUUCCUCUCAGAAACCUGUCCCUGGUCCCAGGAAGACCUGUCCUCCCCAGUGGUGGGGGUGGACCAGAGGACUAUCUGUCUACUUGUCCCCAUGGCCCUGACCCGCUGACCUCUCCCUUUCCACACAUUUCUUCAUGUUGGUUCAACAUUAACCUAGAGGGGUCAGGACAAUCCCUCAGAGUCCCAGGAGCUGACGCACUAUGGCGCACGUCCGAGGCCUGGGGCUAUCUGGCUGCCUGGCCCUGGCUGCCCUGGUUAUCCUUGUGCACAGCCAGGAUGUGUUCCUGGCCCCUCAGCAAGCACUGUCGCUGCUCCAGCGGGUCCGGCGGGCCAACAGUGGCUUCCUGGAGGAGCUGCGCAAGGGCAACCUGGAGCGGGAGUGCGUGGAGGAGCAGUGCAGCUACGAGGAGGCCUUCGAGGCCCUGGAGUCCACCAGCGCCACGGAUGUGUUCUGGGCCAAGUACACAGCUUGUGAGCCAGUGAGGAAACCUAGAGCCAACUUCAUGGAGUGUAUGGAAGGUAACUGUGCCAAGGAUCUGGGCAUGAACUACCGAGGACAUGUGAACGUCACCCGGUCAGGCAUUGAGUGUCAGCUGUGGAAGAGUCGCUACCCACAUAAACCUGACAUCAACUCCACCACCCAUCCUGGGGCUGAACUGCAGGAGAAUUUCUGCCGCAACCCGGACGGCAGCACCACAGGGCCCUGGUGCUAUACCACAGACCCCACGGUGCGGAGGGAAGAGUGCAGCGUCCCCGUUUGUGGUGAGGAGCGCUUCACUGUGGAGAUGACUCCCCGCUCUGGAGGCUCCAGGGGGAACCUGUCACCCUCAUCGGAGCAGUGUGUCCCUGAGCGAGGCCGGCAGUACGAAGGGAAACUGGCAGUGACAACGCACGGGUCUCCCUGCCUGUCCUGGUCCAGCCCGCAGGCCAAGGCCCUGAGCAAGGACCAGGAUUUUAGCCCAGAGGUGAAGCUGGUGGAAAACUUUUGCCGCAACCCAGAUGGGGAUGAGGAAGGUGCCUGGUGCUACGUGGCUGGGCAGGCUGGUGACUUUGAGUACUGCGACCUCAACUAUUGUGAGGAGGCCGUGGAAGAGGGGCCAGGGGAUGCACUGAGCGAGGAUGGGGACGGGACCAUAGGAGGACGCACCACCAAGGAGGAGUUCCAGACCUUCUUUGAUGAGAAGACCUUUGGCAGCGGGGAGGCAGACUGCGGGCUGCGGCCUCUGUUCGAGAAGAAGACAGUGAAGGACAAAACUGAAGAUGAGCUUUUGGAUUCUUAUAUCGAUGGGCGUAUCGUAGAGGGCUGGGACGCUGAAGUUGGCAUCGCACCUUGGCAGGUGAUGCUCUUCCGGAAGAGUCCCCAGGAGCUGUUGUGUGGGGCCAGCCUCAUCAGUGACCGCUGGGUCCUCACAGCUGCUCACUGCCUUCUGUACCCACCCUGGGACAAGAAUUUCACUGAGAAUGACCUUCUGGUGCGCAUUGGCAAGCACUCCCGCACCAGGUACGAGCGGAACGUUGAAAAGAUAUCCAUGCUGGAGAAGAUCUACAUCCACCCCAGGUACAACUGGCGGGAGAACCUGGACCGGGACAUCGCCCUGCUGAAGCUCAAGAAGCCCAUCACCUUCAGCGACCACAUUCACCCCGUAUGCUUGCCCGACAAGCAGACGGCAGCCAGCUUGCUCCAGGCUGGAUAUAAAGGGCGGGUCACAGGCUGGGGCAAUCUGAAGGAGACAUGGACGACCACCGUCAGUGAGGUGCAGCCCAGUGUCCUGCAGGUGGUCAAUCUGCCCAUCGUGGAGCGGCCCAUCUGCAAGGCCUCCACGCGGAUCCGCAUUACGGACAACAUGUUCUGCGCUGGUUAUAAACCAGAUGAAGGGAAGCGAGGAGAUGCUUGUGAAGGUGACAGUGGGGGACCCUUUGUCAUGAAGAGCCCCUUUAACAAUCGCUGGUAUCAAAUGGGCAUCGUCUCAUGGGGUGAAGGCUGUGACCGGAAUGGGAAAUAUGGCUUCUACACACACGUGUUCCGUCUGAAAAAGUGGAUACAGAAGGUCAUUGAUAGGUUUGGAUAAGGGGCCACUCACAUUCUGGGCUCCUCACUGCAAAGUGACAGAAACCAAUCCAGUGAAAGAAUUAUUUUUUUGGUUUGUUUCUAAAAGGAUAGUUCUCAA
This is a messenger RNA of Marmota flaviventris (yellow-bellied marmot), 2786 nucleotides long. RefSeq names its product coagulation factor II, thrombin (gene F2). Gene Ontology annotation, cellular component: extracellular region. The record is from RefSeq and is a predicted model, not a curated record. NCBI's taxonomy places the organism in Eukaryota, Metazoa, Chordata, Mammalia, Rodentia, Sciuridae. Gene Ontology annotation, molecular function: calcium ion binding; serine-type endopeptidase activity. Gene Ontology annotation, biological process: positive regulation of blood coagulation; platelet activation; blood coagulation.